AUGAAGGCUUAUCUUAGAUAUGAAGGCAUUUCUAAAUUAUAAUAUCCUCAGUCUCCACUCUAAGUAGAACCAAAACCAUUAUUCACAAUGAUGCCUCGUCGUAAAACAGCCCAAGUACCUUUUCGUAAAAGUUUACAUUAAAACAAAUCACCUACAAAUUUUGAUCGAUAAUUCGUUUUAGAAGAGUUGAGAAUAGCCAAUUAAUCUCUUUAAGAAGUUAAUAAAGAAUUGCAAUAAUUGAAUGAAUCCUUAUAAGAGUAGGUUCAAAAAUUGUAAGAAUCAAAUAAGGCCUUACAAAUAUAGAUCAAUUAAAUGACCAUUUAAAUAGAUGAUCUAAAAAUAAAUAAUAGACAUUUGAGAUCUUAAGAUAGUAGUUUACAUUUGCAAUCUAAAACAUUUGAUUAGAGGUUCAAAGUAAUUGAAAUUUAAGAUUACAAGAUCAAAAUAACCAUAUUGUGUAUUUACAGUUGCAAUUAAAAAAGUUAAAUGAUUAAUUAGAGUAAAAAAGAACCCUAGAAACCAAGCCCAUAAAAAUGUAAUAACAAGCUCUUAGGUAAUUAGAUAGCAUAUGUGUAAUUAAAUAUAAUUUAAAUGAUAGUUAGACAUGAAGAAUUAUAUUAUUUGUAAAUUGUGUCAUUAAGAACUUAAAGAACCAGUCACUGUUAUUCCAUGUGCACAUUCCUAUUGUCGCUAAUGCAAGAAGGGUUAUAUGGGAUAAUGUUUCAUAUGUGGACCAGAUGAAUAAAUUGAAGCCACUUAUGCCAAUAUGUUAUUGAUUCCCAUGAUAGAACUAUUCAAAAAGAGUUGUGAAAUAAGGGAAUUAUUUAAAUGA
Paramecium pentaurelia is the source of this 832-nucleotide messenger RNA. Lineage: Eukaryota; Ciliophora; Oligohymenophorea; Peniculida; Parameciidae. The record is from the annotation of a GenBank genome assembly.